AUCCCUCCUCCUCCUCCUCCUCCUCCUCUUCCUCCUCCUCUUCCUCCUCCUGGUGGGCGGGGCCUCUCAGCUCUGCAUCAUCAUGAUCCAACUCUGCAGCUUCACAAAGAGAAGAAGAAAAACCAUCCGUCCGCUGCUUCUUCUGCAUGUGUGACCAUAGAUCCUGUCUACCAAUCAGAAAGUAGCGAGGUGCACCGGACAGAAAGUUCAGGGUUCAUGGAGAUGAAGCUGAGUGAAGAGAUGACAGAACGGACGAAAAUGUUCAGAUGACAACAGAUGACGCAGUCCAAAUAUGCUGACAUAGCAGGCUGAACGUUGACAGCUCAACACGCCUUUCCUCCCGCUGCUGCUCACUCAUCGUCCGUCCAGCCAUGUUGUUGAGGAGGAAGCUGUGCGUUGCCAUGGUGACCGCUGCCAUCCUCUUCCUCAUGCUCGCCAGUCAGAGUAUCCAGAGGGGACACUUCCUGCCGCUGUCAUUAGCCCUGCCCAUCAGCCGGGCCACGCCCACCGGCAGGGAGACAGUGGUUGAACCCACGGCGCUUCCUGCUGAUCUGACCCCUCACCCUCUUAAGACCCCCCUUCCUCCCCGCGCCACCCAACCAAAAGCCAUGGAGAAGCCUGAAGAGAACUCCCAGCAUGACCUGAGGUCAUGUGGUUGUACCAAGUCCUGUAUUUCAGACCUGGGGGGGUCAGACUGGUUCAGCCGACGCUAUGACCCCAAACAGCAGCCCGUUCUCCGAGACACCAACAACAACUUUGACCCUGAGGCGCUCAGAUGGUGGAUGAGUCUUCAGCGGUCUGGUAACGACCAGUCACUAGAGGAAGUGAUGUCAGAGAUGUUCAAGGUCAUUUCCUCGCCCACUGUGGAUUUCAGGCCGCUCCCCUCUCGUUGCCGUAGUUGCGCGGUGGUCGGCAACUCCGGCAACCUGCGACGGUCAGGAAAUGGCAACCUGAUCGACUCCCACAACUCCAUAAUCCGGAUGAACAAGGCAGUGACUCAAGGAUUUGAGAAAGACGUUGGGAAUCGGACGACGCAUCACUUCCUGUACCCGGAGAGCGCAGUGGACGUAGAUCAUGGCGUCAGCCUUGUUCUACUGCCGUUCAAACUACGAGAUCUGGAGUGGCUGACCAGCGCGCUGUCCACCGGCCAAGUCAAAAUGACCUACAUGAGGGUUAAAGAACGAGUGGAGGCUGAUAAAGACAAGGUUCUGGUGGUGAACCCGGCGUUCUUUAAGUAUGCUAACGAUCGUUGGACCGAGGGUCACGGUCGCUAUCCGUCCACCGGCAUGCUGGCCAUCAUCUUCGCUCUGCACAUCUGUGACCAGGUGUCGGUGUUUGGUUACGGCGCCGACCAGCAGGGGAACUGGCAUCACUACUGGGAGGAGAAUCGUUAUGCUGGAGCCUUCAGGAAGACCGGAGUCCACAGCGCCGACUUUGAAACGCAGAUCAUCCACCAGCUCGCCAAGGACGGAAAGAUCAGUCUGCACCUGUGACACAACCACCGACCUACAUACCUGGUACUGACUGACCUGCUGACUUCCUAACAGGCCUACACACUGCUGAUCUACAGACUGAUGGAUUGACCUACAUAUAGACUUACUGACAUGCUGACUGGCCUAAAGACAGACCCACAGAUCUGCUGACUGACUUACAGACCAGUCGACUGACCUACAGACAUGCUGACUGACGAAUUAACCUGCUGACUGACCUACAGACCUUUAGAUCGACAGACUGAAGGACUGACCUUCAUAUAGACUUAGGCUGCAUUACCAACAGAUCGGGCAUUGCGGCGAUGUGGGAGAGUCACUUUAAAGGUCCAUUGAUUGCAUGACAAUUAACGUCUUUUAUUCCCUCAUGGCUGGUUGUUACAGCACUGGAUCACCGAUUACAUGAUUGGCCACCAAAGCGUGACGUCAACUUCAUUCAAAAGUUAAUUCUGUUUCCACUUUUUUGCCGCAGGCCACUGCGUUUCUUUUUUUCGGCACGCCAUGCGGCAGCCCAAACACACUAGCCUUGCAUUUUCGCUGCACCACCAAAUCUGGUGUGAAUGCAGCCUUACAGACGUGCUGACCGGCCUACAGACCUAAAGACAGACCCACAGAUCUGCUGACUGACCUACAGACAUACUGACUGACCGAUAGACUGCCAAAUGGACCUACAAGACUGAUGGACCGACCUGCUGACUGACCUACAGACCUGCUGUACCAGCCGGACCAAGAACCAGCUACAUCUCGUAUCCAGCUGAGUCUGGUUGAUUGACUGGCGUCGGCACGACGGCUCAAAUUUUGGACAACUCUGGACCGUGUAGGGAUGCCAGAUUUGUCUUGUUUUUGGGAGAUUUGGACAGGAAUCAGACCUGCGUACUUCUUACAUGUCAAUUAUUACGUCUGCCGUGAGACAGACAUCCAGGCAUGCCGUAUUGAAGCCACUUUUGGGCAGCGACAUUUUCACAUACCAGGAUUACCUGUGGACGGAGCCUUUCAGGGGUGGGAGCUAAACCUGGCAUCUCCACCUGGUGGGCAGGGCUCAGAUAUCCUCCCUGUGUAGACUCCUGCUGGUUUGAAUGAGUUCCAGCUCAACUUGAACAUACCGACUGUUUUUCGGGACCCUCCACUAUUCAAAGAGACAGACUGUUCUGCCGUCUGCGAGGAUCGACCACACAAGUUUUGCUCUGAGCGGGAAACAACCACAGACUUUUUAUAUAUAUUUUCUAUUGGAUUUUAUAGACAUUUUACAGGGAUAACCUCUUUUUUUAAUCAAAGCACUUUGCCCUAAAGAAGAAAUGGCACAAAGAGGCCAUGUUACAAGACAUUUUAUAUUUUAUAUCAUUUAUAAUCCAUCCAUUUAUUCUAACUGAAUCUUAACGCGAACCGUCCUGAUGUGGAGGAAGUUGAUGUCCUGACAGACUUGAACUAGAAAUGGGACAACGAUGUUUUUAAGUUUUCUUUCACGUUUACAUUUUCAGAAUGAAAGCCAAUGACGCUUUCUGUCUCGACCAUAUAUGGAGCUGGAGAAGCCUGUGUGAAGUUCUCAGCCUGUGUUCUUCUGUCGUCCGCGAUAGUUCAACAGUCUGCAGGUUUUCAGCUGAUUUCACUGACUAAAGCAGGGACAUUUAAUUAGAAUUUGAUGUGUUUUAAACUAGUUUUUCAGCACCAGUAGAUGACAAAGUUAAUGGUACGCGGUAAAGUUAAACUUUAGAACAACUUUAAGAUGUGACUCAGUGAGUAAAGCUGCAGACUGGUGAACUGCAUGGACAGACGUGAUGUAACUCCUCGGAGUCACAGCUCAGCUGAUGGGAGCGACAAAGACGAGGAGAUCCUGCACGACUUUUAACUAAAGAUUUAUUCAACAAAACUUAACAAGGACAAAGUCAAACAAUCAGUAAUACUACCAGUGUGUGCGGUGCAUGGAUGAGUGGAAAAUGUAGUGCAAUGUAAGUCCAACCAAAAAUAACCAACCAUAUGAAUGAGUAGAGACUGACCAGUAGGUAGCAGAAGAGUCGGUCAGCUUUCUGCUGGACUUCCUGUUAAAGGGAGACGACAGCACGCAGAGGGCUGUCACAACUGUACUGUGAAUGUACAAAAACUGUUGCUGAUUGUCAAUCACAGUCGUCUGGAUGCUUGUGGCUUCGUUUACAAUAUGAGGAGCUUCAGGACGUUUUCACACUGAGAAAGUUUGAGUCUGAAUCUGAGUUUGGUCGUCCAUUGUAGGGGCCGUUCACAUGCUGCGUCUUUUGUGAGCUCAAAUCCAUUUUUGUCAAUGUAGACACACGGCAGACGCGCUCAAAUGCAAGAGCGACGCCAUUGUGGCGAGCAAGUGUCCCCAAGCGUCUGUUUUUCAGGGCGCGCCAGCUGUGUUCUGAGAUAGAAAUAAUUUGGUUGCUUA
This is a messenger RNA of Sebastes umbrosus (honeycomb rockfish), 3885 nucleotides long. It is a transcript of the gene st3gal8, whose product is annotated as ST3 beta-galactoside alpha-2,3-sialyltransferase 8. Bases 372 to 1493 code for a protein of 373 amino acids. The record is from RefSeq and is a predicted model, not a curated record. NCBI's taxonomy places the organism in Eukaryota, Metazoa, Chordata, Actinopteri, Perciformes, Sebastidae. Gene Ontology annotation, molecular function: beta-galactoside (CMP) alpha-2,3-sialyltransferase activity. The transcript is spliced from 9 exons.